GCAGUCUGUCACUCAUCGAAGGGAGACUCUAAACAGUGAGCAAGGCAGCUGGAGAGCCUGGUAACCGGCGGGGCAGCCGGUAUUGUGAAAGCAGAUAUGGCUACAGAAUCUCCACGAAGGCCCAGCCGAUGUACUGGGGGAGUUGUGGUUCGUCCUCAAGCUGUAACGGAGCAGUCUUAUAUGGAGAGUGUUGUGACUUUCCUUCAGGAUGUUGUGCCACAGGCUUACAGUGGUACACCUCUGACAGAAGAAAAGGAGAAAAUAGUAUGGGUCAGAUUUGAAAAUGCAGAUUUAAAUGAUACAACAAGGAAUAUGGAAUUUCAUGAAAUACAUGGCACUGGAAAUGAACCGCCUUUGCUUGUAAUGAUUGGGUACAGUGACGGAAUGCAGAUCUGGAGUAUACCUAUGAGUGGGGAAGCCCAGGAACUCUUCUCUGUCCGACAUGGCCCAGUUCGAGCUGCUCGGAUCUUGCCAGCCCCACAGUUUGAUUCACAGAAGUGUGACAACUUUGCUGAGAAGAGGCCUCUGCUUGGUGUUUGUAAGAGCAUUGGAUCUUCUGGCACAAGUCCCCCAUAUUGUUGUGUGGAUUUGCAUUCCCUUCGUACUGGGGAGAUGGUGAAGUCCAUUCAGUUCAAGACUCCUAUCUAUGAUCUCCACUGCAACAAACAAAUCCUCGUUGUAGUCUUGCAAGAGAAAAUUGCUGCCUUUGAUAGCUGCACUUUCACAAAAAAGUUCUUUGUUACAAGCUGCUAUCCUUGUCCAGGGCCAAACAUGAAUCCCAUUGCUCUUGGAAGCCGCUGGCUUGCAUAUGCAGAAAACAAGCUGAUCCGGUGCCAUCAGUCCCGUGGUGGAGCCUGUGGAGACAACAUUCAGUCUUACACUGCCACAGUCAUUAGUGCUGCCAAAACCUUGAAAACUGGACUGACAAUGGUUGGGAAAGUGGUUACCCAGCUGACUGGUACACUGCCUUCGGGUGUAACUGAGGAGGAUGUUGCCAUCCACAGCAAUACUCGCCGAAGUCCUCUGGUCCCAGGAAUUAUCACAGUUAUCGACAUGGAGACAGUUGGAGAAGGGCAGGUGCUUGUAAGUGACGAUUCUGAUGGCAAUGGCAUUGUGGCCCAUUUCCCUGCCCAUGAAAAGCCUGUUUGCUGUAUGGCUUUUAACACAAGUGGUAUGCUUCUUGUCACAACAGACACCCUUGGUCAUGAUUUUCAUGUCUUCCAAAUCCUGACUCAUCCGUGGUCCUCAUCACAGAGCGCUGUCCAUCAUUUGUACACCCUUCAUAGGGGAGAGACUGAAGCCAAAGUGCAGGACAUCUGUUUUAGCCAUGAUUGUCGCUGGGUUGUUGUCAGUACACUUCGUGGGACCUCUCAUGUUUUUCCCAUCAACCCUUAUGGUGGCCAGCCCUGUGUCCGUACACACAUGUCACCCCGGGUUGUGAACCGCAUGAGCCGCUUCCAGAAGAGUGCUGGCUUGGAAGAGAUUGAGCAGGAGCUCACAUCUAAGCAAGGAGGCCGCUGUAGCCCUGUUCCAGGCCUGUCAAGCAGCCCAUCUGGCUCACCUCUUCAUGGAAAACUAAACAGUCAAGACUCCUACAACAAUUUCACCAACAACAACCCUGGCAACCCUAGACUUUCCCCACUGCCUAGUUUGAUGGUAGUGGGGCCUCUUGCACAAAUCAAGCAGCCAAUGACAUUGGGGACCAUCACCAAACGCACAGGGCCUUAUCUGUUUGGAGCGGGGUGUUUUUCCAUAAAAGCUCCAUGCAAAGUUAAACCGCCUCCCCAGAUUUCACCCAGCAAAUCAAUGGGAGGAGAAUUCUGUGUGGCUGCAAUCUUUGGAAUGUCCAGAUCCUGGUUUGCAAAUAAUCCUGGUCUGAAACGAGAAAAAGAUCAGUCCAAACAGUUUGUGGUUGAGUCUUUGUAUAUCGUCAGCUGUUACGGGACCCUGGUGGAGCAUGUGAUGGAACCUCGGCCACUCAGCACUGCCCCCAAGAUCAGUGAUGACACUCCCCUGGAAAUGGUGACAUCUCCCCGGGCCAGCUGGACUCUAGUGAGAACCCCUCAGUGGAAUGAGCUGCAGCCACCUUUUAAUGCCAACCAUCCCCUGCUCCUUGCGGCAGAUGCCGUGCAGCGCUCUCAGUUCCUGCUCGCUGGCUUAGUUCCUCCUGGAAGUCCUGGACCCAUUACUCGCCAUGAAUCCUACGACAGUUUAGCCUCAGACCACAGUGGACAAGAGGAUGAAGAAUGGCUUUCCCAGGUUGAAAUUGUGACCCACACUGGACCCCACAGACGUCUGUGGAUGGGUCCCCAGUUCCAAUUCAAAACCAUUCACCCUUCUGGCCAAACCACAGUUAUAUCAUCGAGUUCCUCUGUGCUGCAGUCUCAUGGCCCAAGUGACACUCCCCAGCCCCUUUUGGAUUUUGAUACGGAUGACCUGGACCUCAAUAGCCUCAGGAUCCAGCCAGUCCGCUCUGACCCAGUCAGCAUGCCAGGGUCGUCUCGUCCAGUCUCAGAUCGAAGGGGAGUUUCUACAGUGAUCGAUGCUGCCUCAGGUACCUUUGAUCGGAGUGUGACCCUACUGGAAGUAUGUGGAAGUUGGCCAGAAGGCUUUGGCCUCCGCCACAUGUCCUCCAUUGAACACACAGAAGAGGGCCUCCGGGAACGGCUGGCUGAUGCCAUGGCUGAAUCUCCAAGCCGGGAUGUCGUGGGAUCAGGAACAGACACAGUCCUUGACGUAGCAGUUAAAAACAUCACCCCCGAGAGACACAUGGCUGUGAAAUGUUUUGGGAAAAAAAAAGGAAAAAAAAAAACAAUCUCAUCAGCCCAGCGUUCGUGAACAACCCUCCAAUAACAAAGCAUUGUGCGUGCGUGAUGGAGGAAGACUAAACUGGGCACUGCCAUCCAGAGAGGAGCACCUGGAGUGGAUUCAACUUUCAUCCCUGGAACCUGAAACUGCCAGAUCCAGCUGUAAACUCACUGCCUUCCACAACCAUCACCACUCACUUAACUGCUUUCAUUCUACUGCAGAAGUCACUGAGGCUCUUGCAUCCUCACGCCCACCUAAUAAUGAGCUCCCCUUUUCAUCCAUCUCCUUACACUGGCCCUGUGCUCCAAUGCUGUAUAAUCAGUCCUGGAGUCAUGACAGUCCUACUCUUAGGAUCCUUGCACACUCCUCAGUUCCAGGCAGUUUCUUAAACAGUGAUACAGGGACCCCUGGGGGCCCCCGAAACACUUUCAGGGGAUCCUCAAAGUCAAAACUUUUCAUAAUAGCAUUAAAGGCUAUUAACCACAUAAACAAAAGCUCCUUGGGAGAUCCUCAAUAAUUUGAAGAAUAGAAAGUGGUCCUAAGACCAAAAAGUUUGAGAACUCCUCAUCCCAGGGAAGGAAAUAUAGACCCCUUGACUCUUUGGAUACUGGUGACAGACAGCACUGGCCUGCAGUGGUUCUCUGGGGUUGUGGCCCCACGGCUGUCUGCUUGGCGCCUGUGCAGGCUUUGUUUGACCAGUGGUGUCCAGCCGGGGAGUCAGGGCCCCUAACCAAAGGCAGCUGUGCAUGAGAAGGAUCCAAAGGCCUCAAACCAGACAGGAUAAGUACAGCAUCGGCGUGUGCUCAGCCACUCCUAGCUGAUUGAAAUUACUGCCUUGACUUCCUGAGCUCAUGGCACUGGGGAGGAAAGGAGGCUGCCUUGCAGUGGGGUUGCUUGCUGACAGGGUAUGCUAUGGGUCAGCUUCUUGCCAGUGUACUCCUACUCCAGGGUGACGUGAUGGCACAUGGUGGGUAGCCACAGCUAAGUGGGGAAAGAACCUUGUUGUACCAUAACAGAGCCUAGGGAAGGGGACCAGGAUCUGAGAGGGAACUUCCAUACCCUACUGGGAAUGUCUGAGUGCCCCACAUCUCAGCCUCUGUGUUCUGUCAGCAGCCGCCUGGAGAGGAGAACAGAGGAACCUUAGCAGCUCUGUGGUUAUCUAUUCACCUGUAUGUAACUUCCCCCUAUCUCCCUAUCACUUACUCUUAUUCUCCCUACAGUGGUAACAAGAGGUUGCCAGGAGGUUCCAAAGAUGAAUUGAGCAAAUGGUUGACAGGAGGUGGGAUGAGAGUGUGUGUGUGUGUGUGUGUGUGAGAGAGAGAGACAGACAAACAGACAGACGGGGAAAGGCAACCCCAUAGCAGGGCCACCCUCACUUGGGUGCUCCUCUGGGGCUAGGAAGGCCCAAUAGGCAAAGUGCCACAGACUGGGGUUGGCAUGGUAAUGGACCUAUGGACUUUGAACCUUGUUCUAAAAGUGGAUAUAUGUGCAUUAGGAGGGUGGGAAAGGAAGGAGGGAGCCGUGAUUCCUCCCUCCUUCAGACACCAUGGUCCCAUUACUAUACACAGGGCACAAGCUGAGCUGAUAACCAGGGCCCUUCCUCUCUGCUGGAGAGAUUGUUCAUGCAUUCCUCCAUAUUCUGCAGCCUGCAGGGAUGUAUCUCUAUAUGCACGUGCAUGGAUCUAACCUUGUUGUACAUUGGCAGGGUUAAAAAUACAUUUGGCCUAAUGUUGGUGCCCCACAGUGAAGCCAGACCUCUGUCUGGGACCCCAAGCUCCAGAUCAGCUUCUGGUGGCAUCCAGAGGCUUCUGAAGAGACAGUAGUGAGAUGCCUGGAUACUCCCUUGGGUGUCAGCGCAGACGGCUGAGCCAUCCCAGCAAAUCCCUGCCCUUCAGGGAGCAGCUCUCCCUCCCACCCCUCGGGCUGUAGUCGUGACCUGGACGUCUUCUCUUUCUU
This is a messenger RNA of Vombatus ursinus (common wombat), 4764 nucleotides long. It is a transcript of the gene BCAS3, whose product is annotated as BCAS3, microtubule associated cell migration factor. Gene Ontology annotation, molecular function: protein binding. The transcript has 27 exons. The record is from RefSeq and is a predicted model, not a curated record. Gene Ontology annotation, cellular component: cytoplasm. Gene Ontology annotation, biological process: response to starvation; autophagy. The coding region runs from base 97 to 2838 and encodes 913 amino acids. Lineage: Eukaryota; Metazoa; Chordata; Mammalia; Diprotodontia; Vombatidae.